CACAGCCAGGCCCCAGGCAGCAAACAAUAAAACGACAAGGAAUAGAAGAAGAUGGCAGAAAAAGUAGUGGAGAUGAGAGGAGGAGAGGAAGAAACAGAGAUCAUAGCAGUGGAAAAUAAGCUGAAAGAGAGAAAGAUAUCAUGGGCAAAGCUGCGUCGCGUGGACUCCCUCAAUUUGGAGGCUGGCAGAGUGUCCACGUCUCAAAUCCAACACAGUAACAUGGUUGAUUGGAAAAGGACAUUGAGUUUGGCAUUUCAGAGCAUAGGAGUGGUGUAUGGGGACAUAGGAACCUCACCCCUUUAUGUAUAUGCAAGCACUUUCCCUGACAAAAUUAAUGCAAAAGAGGACAUUUUUGGGGUAUUAUCGCUAAUCAUUUAUACCAUAGUACUAUUACCCAUGCUCAAGUACGUGUUCAUUGUGUUGAAGGCCAAUGAUAAUGGCGAUGGUGGAACCUUCGCCCUCUAUUCGUUGCUAAGUCGGUAUGCAAAAGUGAGCUUAAUACCCAAUGACCAACCUGAGGACAGGCAGCUUUCCAACUACAAUCUUGAAAUACCUUCCAACCAGUUGAAGCGAGCUGAAAAGAUUAAAGAGAAGCUGGAGAAUUCUAAUAGCAUUAAAAUCAUACUUUUUCUUGUCACCAUUCUCGGAACUUCCAUGGUCAUCGGGGACGGAAUUCUCACCCCUUGCAUUUCAGUUCUUUCAGCGGUGAGCGGAAUCAGCUCCCUUGGCCAAGACGCUGUUGUGGGUAUUUCAAUUGCAAUUUUGGUGGUCCUCUUCUGUGCUCAACAAUUUGGCACCGACAAAGUGGGCUUCUCAUUCGCCCCAAUUAUUCUCCUGUGGUUUUCAUUCAUCGGCGGCAUAGGUCUUUACAAUUUGUUCAAAUAUGAUGUGAGUGUAUUACGUGCUUUCAAUCCAAAAUAUAUGUUCGAUUACUUCAAAAGAAAUGGGAAGCAAGGAUGGAUUUCACUUGGUGGAAUUGUUUUAUGCGUUACAGGUAAGUUGCCAGGUUGUUUUCUUUUUGUUUUUUCCUUUUUCCUUCCUAACCCAUUAGGUUACGCUGCUACAGGCACUGAAGCCAUGUUUGCUGAUCUUGGUCACUUUAAUGUCCUAGCAGUUCAAAUUAGUUUUUCUUGCAUUGUGUUUCCUGCUAUACUAUCAGCAUAUGCAGGGCAAGCAGCAUACCUCACCAAAUUCCCAGAUGAUGUGUCUAAAACUUUCUACAAGUCUAUACCAGAUCGAUUAUACUGGCCAAUGUUCGUUGUUGCUGUAGCCGCUGCAAUUAUUGCCAGCCAAGCCAUGAUAUCGGGAGCAUUUGCAAUCAUCUCUCAAUCUCUGAGUCUUGGUUGCUUUCCCAGAGUCAAGGUUGUUCACACUUCUGCUAAAUAUGAGGGUCAGGUUUACAUACCUGAGGUCAACUACCUGCUCAUGAUUGCCUGUGUUUUCGUCUGUUUGGGAUUCAAGACUACUGAAAAGAUCGGCAAUGCAUAUGGAAUUGCCGUGGUUGCUGUUAUGGUAAUCACAACUUGUAUGGUUACGCUCAUAAUGCUGGUUGUAUGGAGGACAAGGAUAACGUGGAUUGUUCUCUUCUUUGUUGGAUUUAUUUUCUUGGAGGGCAUUUAUCUAUCAUCUGUCCUGUACAAAUUCAAAGAUGGCGGUUACUUUCCACUUGCAAUUUCAUUUUUCCUGAUGAUAGUUAUGGGGAUAUGGCAUUAUAUACAAAAAGAAAGAUAUAUAUAUGAGCUUAAAAACAAGGUGUCCAGCGAAUUCGUUAGAGAAUUAGCUGCAAACCCAAAUAUAAAUAGAGUGCCAGGAAUAGGACUUCUAUACGCAGAGCUUGUACAGGGCAUUCCUCCAAUUUUCCCUCACUUCAUUGCCAACAUACCAUCCACGCACUCAGUUCUAGUGAUUGUUUCCAUUAAGUCUAUUCCGAUAAGUAAAGUAGCAUUGGAGGAGAGGUUCCUGUUUCGACAAGUUGAGCCAAUAGAGUACCGGAUGUUCCGCUGUGUUGUGAGGUAUGGAUAUAAUGAUGCAAUUGCGGAGCCCCAUGAGUUUGAGCGCCAGUUGGUCGAAGGCUUAAAAGAAUUCAUCCGCAACGAAUACUUCAUUCGCGAAGGAGGUACUGAAACAGUGGGCGAGCCAGAGAACCCCCAACAUUCCACUUUACUAGCGAAAGAUGGAAAAGCAAGAGGAUCAGUAGUUUACAUUGAGGAGUCAUUACAGCAGCAGCCUAAUCCAUCUCGGGUUUCAUCAGGUUCCAUCAAGUCAAAUAGUGGGAUUAAGUCGACAAAUUCUUCGAAUGGAAUUAUAUCUGCCACACUCCAAGGGUGUGCUGAAGAAGAAAUGCAGUUUGUGCAGAAGGCAAUGGAGAAAGGUGUGGUUUAUCUGCUGGGAGAAGCAGAAGUGGUGGCAGAACCAAAAUCAUCCUUGUUCAAGAAAUUCAUUGUGAACUAUGCUUAUGGUUUCCUGAGGAAAAACAGCAGACAAGGGGAGAAACUUUUGGCAAUCCCAAGAACCAAGCUCCUCAGAGUUGGAAUGACAUAUGAGAUAUGAUACAGACGCUGUAGCUUAUGCAUGAUAUACUUUUGUCGCAACUAAAAAACAAAUUGUGGGAAAAGAAAAAAGUUGAGUUGCCAUGCUGAAUAUUGUAUGUUUGCUUCUCAGUAUAUUGGCACAUUAAUUAUAAUGAAGACGUAAGAAUUAUUGAA
Hevea brasiliensis (rubber tree) is the source of this 2705-nucleotide messenger RNA. RefSeq names its product potassium transporter 5. Bases 52 to 2550 code for a protein of 832 amino acids. Lineage: Eukaryota; Viridiplantae; Streptophyta; Magnoliopsida; Malpighiales; Euphorbiaceae. Gene Ontology annotation, cellular component: membrane. The transcript is spliced from 8 exons. Gene Ontology annotation, molecular function: potassium ion transmembrane transporter activity. Gene Ontology annotation, biological process: potassium ion transmembrane transport. The record is from RefSeq and is a predicted model, not a curated record.